Messenger RNA from Anoplopoma fimbria (sablefish), 1908 nucleotides. RefSeq names its product neuregulin 1 (gene nrg1). Bases 1 to 1908 code for a protein of 635 amino acids. Lineage: Eukaryota; Metazoa; Chordata; Actinopteri; Perciformes; Anoplopomatidae. Gene Ontology annotation, biological process: nervous system development; activation of transmembrane receptor protein tyrosine kinase activity; intracellular signal transduction. Gene Ontology annotation, molecular function: chemorepellent activity; protein tyrosine kinase activator activity. The record is from RefSeq and is a predicted model, not a curated record. The transcript is spliced from 7 exons.
AUGACUGAGGGAAUGGAGGACUUAUCUGAUAGGCCAGCUCCCCCUCCUGGAUCAAAAUCCCCCGAAAGGGCUACUGUUGAUACUGGACAAGUCCCAGAGGAGAAACCAGAGGAGACAGAAGCAGCUGGCCGGGAGAGUGUGGAGGAGGGCGCAGAGGGCGGUGGUGGUGGUGACAGUGAUGGGGGGAAUUUGGGGGCUUUGGGAAUAGUUGCUUUGCCAGGGACAUGCUGUGUGUGCAUAAAGAUGGAACAGAUUAACAAUUGCCUGCACUCUGAGAAAAUCUGCAUUCUUCCCAUCCUGGCCUGUCUGCUUAGCUUAGCCCUCUGCACAGCUGGUCUGAAAUGGGUCUUUGUGGAUAAAAUCUUUGAGUACGAACCACCUACACACCUAGAUCCUAAACGAAUUGGACAGGACCCAGUUAUCAUAUCAGUUACCCCCACACUGGGAAUAACUGUGUCCAUUCCUCAUUCAAGUCCGUCUUUUGUCUCCUUGACCACUGGCAUUACCACGGGACGUCCUGACGUUUUAACAGGGAAGAAAUCUACGCAAGGGCCGCACAUGCCUCAGUCUCCACGAGUGACUCUGUCUGAUCCCCCUGUUACACUGAAAUACAACGCUAAACGUCCCACCGUCCCAAAACAGACUUCCCACGCUCAGACAACACAGGCAUUAAACGACAUCAUCAUCCCAACAAUCUCUGCCGCCAGCACCACCACUACAGCCAAGACCUCCAGUCAUGUGACACGCUGCAGUGACAGGCAGAGGAACUACUGUGUCAAUGGAGGGGAGUGCUUCACCCUUGAAAUCAUGCCAGGCAGCACAAAGUUUCUAUGCAGGUGCUUGGCGGGAUUCACUGGGCACCGAUGUGAACAAGCUGUGCUUAAGAAAGUCUCAGACCCAAAACCUGAGGAGCUGUAUCAGAAACGCAUUUUAACAAUAACAGGAAUCUGCAUUGCACUCCUAGUCGUUGGGAUCAUGUGUGUGGUUGCCUACUGCAAAACAAAGAAGCAGAGGAAGAAGCUCCAUGACCAUCUAAGGCAGAGCCUGAGGAAUAAGAGGACCAAUAAUACCAAUACUGGUAUUGGCCCCAAUCUGGCAAACUCAGCCAGAGGACGUCAGGUUUCUAACUUGCCUCUUCAAGAUUUGCAGCUCAUCAAACAAUGUAAUGGGACAGCUAUGCAGCAUGCAGCUGAGGGGGAGACAGAAACAAACUUGUCUACAAGCAAAAAUGCUUUAUUGGUGCAUGAACCAACCACGUUCACCGACAUCUCUAGCAAGAGAUGUGUACCUGCCAUGACCAGCCAGACUCAGCUGUCCCAGACCUCUCCUGCAACUCCAGGGUCUCCUCCAUCAGAGAUGUCUGCCCCCCUGUCCAGCCUGGCCAUCUCUGUCCCUUCUUUGGCUUUAAGCCCCUCUGGUGAGGAGGAGCGUCCCCUGCUGUUGUCAAACACACAUCAGCCACGCAAGUCUCUGAGCCGAGAUGAACAGAAGAGGACCUCUGCCCACUACAACCAUGGCCAUGUGGCACAUAGCUUACCACCUAGCCCGCUGUUUACUAUGGAGAAUGGUUACUACAUAGGUGACCAUGAAAACACAGCUGGCAGCCAUUUGUUCUCAGCAUUACCUGAGAAGCUACUAAAUACAAACAACAACAUCAACAACUGCAGCACCAAAAGAGUCACCAAUGGCCAUGUGCAGCAUAAUGUGGAGUCCAGUGGUGGCAACAUGCUAGUGAGGGAAAAAGAGGAGGGUCAGGGGGAACACACUUCCUUCCUUACUACUGAUAGCACUACAACCCUGCUGCUCAGGGCUAUGGACAGCAGCAGGACUAACCCAGCAUUUCCAACUGAUGACAUGCAAGACAAGUCAUCCAGUUACACCACCAAACAAGAUCCAGUUGCUGUGUAA